AUGGUAGGGGCCUGUUCCGGACAGCCAGCUGUCCAGCAUUUGAAGCUUGAAGAAGACAAGGAUGAGCAUGAGGAGGAGCAGUACCCUGAGCAGAAGCACAAGCACAAGCAUGAGCAGGAGCAUGAGCAGGAGCAUGAGCAGGAGCAUGAGCAGGAGCAUGAGGAGGAGCAGUACCCUGAGCAGAAGCACAAGCACAAGCAUGAGCAGGAGCAUGAGGGGGAGCAUGAGCAUGAGCAGGAGCAUGAGCCGGAGCUGGAGCAUGAGCAUGAGCAGGAGCAUGAGCAGGAGCAUGAGGAGGAGCAGUACCCUGAGCAGAAGCACAAGCACAAGCAUGAGCAGGAGCAUGAGGGGGAGCAUGAGCAUGAGCAGGAGCAUGAGCCGGAGCUGGAGCAUGAGCAUGAGCAGGAGCAUGAGGGGGAGCAUGAGCAUGAGGGGGAGCAUGAGCAUGAGCAUGCUCAAGCAUCAAGGUUUGGUCUCUUUCAAAGUGGCUUGACCUCGCUCGCUCGAUUUGCCUUUCCGUCUCUCUUCAUCUCUGCCAAAUCUCAAUCUCUCCGCCGCUUCUUUCACAUCGACAACGCAACCUUUUGA
Molecule: messenger RNA, 588 nt
Organism: Ceraceosorus guamensis
Lineage: Eukaryota; Fungi; Basidiomycota; Exobasidiomycetes; Ceraceosorales; Ceraceosoraceae
Exons: 2
Coding region: 1-588 (195 amino acids)
Source: RefSeq, a predicted model, not a curated record